Saitoella complicata NRRL Y-17804 is the source of this 885-nucleotide messenger RNA. RefSeq lists its product as uncharacterized. Lineage: Eukaryota; Fungi; Ascomycota; Saitoellomycetes; Saitoellales; Saitoellaceae. The transcript is spliced from 2 exons. The record is from RefSeq and is a predicted model, not a curated record. Gene Ontology annotation, cellular component: Smc5-Smc6 complex; nucleus. Bases 1 to 885 code for a protein of 294 amino acids. Gene Ontology annotation, molecular function: ubiquitin-protein transferase activity. Gene Ontology annotation, biological process: DNA damage tolerance; double-strand break repair via homologous recombination.
AUGGAUGACCGCGAGUAUGGAAUUGGGCAUCGCGCGUUCUUGCAGGCCAUGAUGGCUCGUCGUGCUGUACCAUUGCCGGAAGCAGUGGCGGUGCUCAAGGCCAUUCAAACCCAAGCUCUUGGAGCAGAUCAUCGACCUGGGGACGAACCAUAUGUCGGUGAAGGUACAGUGGAUGACUUUAUCGCCAUCAUCAACGAUGGAAUCUCCGACCUUGAACUCGAGAUCCGCAAGACCGUCCACCAGAAAGACGGCGUACCAGUAUGGGCCCUCGUCAACACAACAUCGGAUGAAAUUGCAAAGGUUGCUACAAAUCACAAUGCGUCAGAAAUUGCAUUCUUUCGACUGCUGUUGAACGACAUCUUCAUCCACAAGAACACACCACAAGCUGAGGUUAUGGCGGUCAGUUCAAUCGACGCUCUGAGACACGGAAGACAUGAAGAUGUGAAGUUGACGCAGCAAAUGACGGAAAGAGUGUUGGAGAAGUUUGUGGAGGAGGGAUGGUUGGAGUGUUCUGAUGAAGCUUACUACGCGCUUUCGCCGCGUACGCUCCUCGAACUGCAGACUUACCUACAAGAAGAAUACAACGGCGACGAAGAUGAGGAUGGAAACGCUAUCGUACGGAUAAAGAGCUGUCGGGCCUGCAAGGAUAUAAUCACGGAUGGUCAGCGGUGCUCGAAUAUGCGGUGCGAGUGCCGUUUCCAUGACUUCUGUGCAACAAGGUUCUUCACUGGUUCGAGGCAAACCAAGUGCCCAAUCUGCAAGACUGAGUGGACUGGUGAUGCCUAUGUUGGUGAACGAGCUGCUGUACGCGGCCGAGGUGACAGAGGACGGAGGAGAAGCAGGCAACACAGAGAACUAGAGGAGGAAUAUGAGGAGGACGAGUAA